Lagenorhynchus albirostris (white-beaked dolphin) is the source of this 2288-nucleotide messenger RNA. RefSeq names its product WD repeat domain 18 (gene WDR18). Gene Ontology annotation, molecular function: protein binding. Gene Ontology annotation, biological process: rRNA processing; DNA-templated DNA replication. Gene Ontology annotation, cellular component: nuclear pre-replicative complex. The coding region runs from base 689 to 2020 and encodes 443 amino acids. Lineage: Eukaryota; Metazoa; Chordata; Mammalia; Artiodactyla; Delphinidae. The record is from RefSeq and is a predicted model, not a curated record. The transcript is spliced from 10 exons.
CGACUCCUGAGCGAAAUUCCCCGUUUUCAAAGGUUAACAACUAAUUCCACAUUUUAAAAUGCACUGUUUGUAGACGUGGCCUGCGGCCGGGAGCGCUCACACGAGAUUGUUGGGUGCUCCCCAGACAGAGCUCGCGACUUGUUCGACCCGCACCAAGUUGCCGAAAUAAAAAUGUGGAUUUUGUGGCCCCCGAAGAAGAGAGGUCCGGGGGAGGCGGACGAUGGAUCCGUGAAUAUGCGUCUAACUACGUUUUGAACACCAGCUACCUGUUAUGUUAGGUGCGUAGUCUGUUUUACGUGCAAUGUCUCAUUCGGGCCUGUGAAGUCGGUAUUCAAUAUACGCACGUUAAAAAUAAUCACCAUCAUCAUCCGAGAGGUUGAGUGCUUGACCAAAAGCGCCCAGUGGAAAUGGCCAAGCCAGACCUCCAGUCUCUGAAGCUACUAACCGCUCUCAGGAGACCCUCGGCCUGGGUUUCUCCAUCUAUUUUUGAAAGAAAUCUCCUUCCAAGAUCUCUAACCAGGCUGUGCGUCCCUUGAUUCUCCGCGGAGCGGGAAAGAAGAGCCCGCCUGAUUCACAGGGCCCCCUCCCCGAGUCCUGUGCGCACGCUCGGGUCGGCCAGCCGCCGGGAGCCGGGCAACGUGGGCACCGCUCUAGCCGGCAGGGCGCAGUCGCCCGCGUCUCGCUGGUGAUGACGCAUGUCCUGGGCGGUGGAGAAAGCAUGAUGGCGGCGCCCGUGGAGGUGGCCGUGUGUACCGACUCGGCGGCCCAGCUGUGGAGCUGCGUCGUGUGGGAGCUGCACUCGGGCGCCAAUCUGCUCACAUACCGCGGCGGCCAGGCCGGGCCUCGCGGCCUGGCGCUGCUCAAUGGCGAGUACUUGCUGGCGGCGCAGCUGGGCAAGAACUAUAUCAGCGCCUGGGAGCUACAGAGGAAGGACCAGCUUCAGCAGAAGAUCAUGUGCCCCGGACCGGUCACCUGUCUUACCACGUCGCCCAAUGGCCUCUACGUUCUGGCAGGGAUCACAGAGAGCAUAUACCUGUGGGAGGUUUCCACGGGGAACCUUCUGGUCAUCCUGAGCCGCCACUACCAGGAUGUGUCGUGCCUACAGUUCACGGGGGACAGCAGCCACUUCGUCUCGGGGGGCAAGGACUGCCUGGUGCUGGCUUGGAGCCUCUGCAGCGUGCUGCAGGCAGACCCCUCCCGGACCCCCGCCCCCCGACACGUGUGGUCUCGCCACACCCUCCCCAUCACAGACCUGCACUGCGGCUUUGGUGGGCCCCUGGCCCGGGUGGCCACUUCCUCGCUGGACCAGACAGUGAAGCUGUGGGAGGUCUCCUCCGGCGAGCUGCUGCUGUCUGUGCUCUUCGACGUGAGCAUCAUGGCCGUGACCAUGGACCUGGCUGAGCAUCACAUGUUCUGCGGUGGUAGUGACGGCUCCAUCUUCCAGGUCGACCUCUGUACCUGGCCCGGGCAGAGAGAGAAGAGCUUCCAGCCGGAGCAGGACCACGGGAAGGUGUUCAGAGGGCACAGGAACCAGGUGACCUGCCUGUCAGUGUCCACGGAUGGCAGCGUGCUACUCUCGGGCUCCCACGACGAGACGGUGCGCCUCUGGGAUGUGCAGAGCCAGCAGUGCCUCAGGACGGUGGCUCUCAAAGGCCCCGUGACCAACGCCUGCAUCGUGCUGGCGCCCGUCAGCAUGCUGAGCUCCGACUGCAGGCCCAGCCUGCCCUUGCCGCACUUCAACAAGCACCUGCUGGGCGCGGAGCAUGGGGACGAGCCGCGCCACGGGGGCCUCACGCUACGCCUGGGCCUCCACCAGCAGGGGUCAGAGCCCAGCUACCUGGAGCGGGCGGAACAGCUGCACGGGGUGAUGUGCAGCACGUUGGAGAAGAGCGUGCUGGGCGGCCAGGACCAGCUGCGGAUCCGCGUGGCAGAGCUGGAGGACGAGGUGCGGAACCUGCGCAAGAUCAACCGCGACCUCUUUGACUUCUCCACGCGCAUCAUCACUCGGCCGGCCAAGUGAGCGCGUGCACCCGACCCCGGCCAAGGGAGGCCCAGUGAGCAUGCGCACAGCCCGGACCCGCGCCCGGACCUGCCCCCUGGGCUCCCCCCGGGACCCUCCCGACUGGCUGGCAGAGCCCGAGGCCCAAGCCCAGCCUCUGCCAGCGUCCUGUCAUUUGGAUUUGCCACCCCCACCAGGGGUCGUGGUCCAGUGUUGACCCGCUGUCCUUCCGUGGCCUCCCGUGUCAUGUUGGUGCUGUGCCACAUCUAACAAAAGAGCUGAAACCCUG